AUGUAUCUACAGUGCUAUAUUAACGAGAAGGGCGAGAAGGUCUACACCACUAAGAAGGAAUCACCACUCGGGUCAGCCACUGAAUCUGCCCAUCCAGCCCGAUUCUCCCCUGAUGAUAAAUAUUCAAAGGAGAGAGUUUUGUUGAAGAAACGGUUUGGUCUUUUACCCACCCAGGGCGCACCUGUCAAGUACUGAAAGCAUGAACACACGUUGCUGCUGAUGUUCUUCUCUAUUAUUACUGCUGCUAUGUUGUCUCUUAAUGAAAUGUUGACUUAAACUGUCAUUACUUGUUAUGUCUCCACAUUGUGAUUUAAGAGAGCAAUUUUCGUGAACCUUUAAAAAGUGAAAACUUAGAGAGUUGUUAAUUUUCAAAUUUGAUAUAAUCUAAAUACCAAAGUCGAAUG
Eruca vesicaria subsp. sativa (arugula) is the source of this 404-nucleotide messenger RNA. Lineage: Eukaryota; Viridiplantae; Streptophyta; Magnoliopsida; Brassicales; Brassicaceae. The record is from the annotation of a GenBank genome assembly.